CCCGAGCCCAACCAGUUGUUUCACUGAAUACGACUUCAAUAAGCUAAAUGAACGUCUAUCUUACAACUCACGUUCCCAAAUACAUAGACAAAUACAGUGCGACAACGACGUUUUAAUCAGGUUAUUUUUUUAAUGUCAAUAUUAUGGGGUGCUGGAGAUUCUCGGCAGUGAAUAUUGUUCUUCUGUCUUUCUGUCUUCCUAUCCUCUCCUUCACACACAUCAAGACCAACCUGUGUAAGUGGUGUGACUACUCCAGCCCUAUCUGUGAGGACAGUGUGUGUUAUACCAACUGCUCCCUCUCCUCCUUCUGUACUCUGAGUGAAGAGAUUUGCAUUGCAAUAUGGCGGAAGGACAAUGAGAGUAUGAGUGUGAAGACGUUAUGCCACCAGCCCCAGCAGCCACUGGAGAAUAUCAUGUUGUCAAACUACUCCUCCAACGAGUGUGUGAUGGCUCCUCAGCCCUCUGAGGAUGGGGUCCUGUUCGUUUGUGGCUGCCUGGGAGAACACGAGUGCAACGAUAAGCUUAUAUUCGACAAGGGCUCCAAUGAUUUUUCCAAGCUCAAGAGUAAAGAUGUGAUUCCAGUGGUGGUGAUCAGCCUGGUCCCUCCCUGUUUAGUGGCUAUCAUCGCUACCAUGGCGUUCUACCUGUACCGUACCAGACAGCCCGGCAAGCAGCCCAAAGACUGGGCUCCCAAACGCACACACUACCAGGCCUUGGACAUCCCAGAGGGACUCAGUGGGGAGGCCAUCACUGGCGGUGAGGACUGCCAUGGCAAGCUGUCAGCCAUCAAUAGCGACGCUACAUCUGACAUGUCUCCCGUCCGGGCCCAUAACUUCAACCACAGCACGGAGCAGCUACCCAUCCAGCUAGAAGCCUUGGUGGGGAAAGGGAGGUUUGCUGAGGUGUGGCGGGCCAGGCUCCACCACCAGGCAGCUGGUCCUCAGUAUGAGACGGUGGCAGUGAAGAUCUUCCCGUCUGUGGAGUAUGUGUCCUGGAGCAACGAGAGGGCCAUCUUCUCUGACGCCAACCUGGAGCAUGAAAAUGUGGUUCAAUUCCUGACAGCAGAGGAGCGAGGGCCCUCCGGCUCCCCUCAGAGGCAGUACUGGCUGGUCAUGGCCUACCACGGCCUGGGAAACCUACAGGACUUCCUGGCGGGCCAUGUGUUGAGCUGGGCUGAGCUGUGUGCUAUGGCUGGGUCGGUGGCUCGAGGAUUGGCCCACCUCCACAGUGACACCACCCCUUGUGGGAUCCCCAAGGUGCCGGUGGCCCACCGUGAUCUGAAGAGCAGCAACAUCGUGGUAAAAAGCCGGAGAGAGUGUGCCCUCUGUGACUUUGGUCUGGCUCUGAGACUGGACCUCUCCCUCACCGUGGAUGACUUUGCCAACAGUGGCCAGGUGGGUACAGCUCGCUACAUGGCCCCUGAGGUGUUGGAGUCCAGAGUAAAUCUGGAGGAUCUGGAGGCCUUUAAACAGAUGGAUGUAUACUCCAUGGCCCUGGUCCUCUGGGAAAUGGUGUCCCGCUGUGAAGUCAUAGGAGAGGUUAAGAGUUACGAGCCGCCGUUUGGCUCUAAGGUGUGUGACCAGCCGUGUGUGGACAGCAUGAGGGACCUGGUCCUGAGGGACAGAGGCAGACCUGAGAUACCCACCAGCUGGACAACACAUCAGGGGAUGAAUCUGCUGUGUGCCACCAUCACGGAGUGUUGGGACCAUGACCCAGAGGCCAGGCUCACAGCCCACUGUGUGGUGGAGCGCUUUGGAAGUCUAGAAGAGGAGAUGGAGCAGGAGGUGUUAGAAGCUGUCAACAACAGCCAGGAGUGUCCUCCCUCUGACACCUUCCCUGACUCCACCGGCUGCGAUGUGGACCCUCUGGCCCCUGAAACAGAUACAGAGGGGACCCUCAUCCCUGGGCAGAUAAGUGAGAUAUUAUAAGGAGGACUUAAACUUGUUCACCAAAAAGAGACAUCUUUGUAUGAUAGAUUGAAGGCACUCUACCCUAUGAACAAAGAGGAAAAAAUAUUUUUUCUAUGAUAGAUUGUAUCCUUUGAAGGAGCUGGUCUCCGGAUUGAUUUGUAAUAUAACCUUUAUGAAGUGUCUUAUGAAUGCACGUAUGAACUUUUGCCACUGAAGAGAUAUUCUUUCUACCCCUUGGAAAGUUGUGUGUACAGGAUUCAGGGAACAGAGCAAACAAGCAGACCACAAAUCAUUAUCCCAACUUCACUAUCACACUGCAACAUGUCAAUUUUACCAAUAAUUCAAAAAGCAGAUUCGUUUCCAAAUCUGAAGUACAUACAUCCUAUAAUGAAUGAUCACAUGGAUCUGUUCUAAAUGCAGGUUGACGUUUAUUUUCAUGAAUCUUGUCCUGGAGGCAGAACUGAGCUAUUUCCGCUUAGAUAGGCUAGCUGCAAAGAAAAAAAAUGGGCUAUUAUUGUAAAAAUUCAUGAAAACAAACAUUUGAUUUUGGCCUUAAUUUUAGGUUAGGCAUAAGGGUUAGCAGUGUGGUUAAGAUUAGAUUUAAAAUCAGAUUUUAUGACUUUGUGGCUGUGCCAGCUAGUGACCACUCUGCAGAGCUGCCUCCAGAACACGGUUCAUGAUAGAAAAAUGCAAAUUGCACUUAAAAUGGAACCUUAUUCCCUACAGAUUGCACUACUUUUGACCAGAUUCCUAUGGCUCUGCACUAUAUAGGGAAAUAGGAUGCCAUUUGGGACAUACAAAUGUUUAUUAUUUGCUAAAGUAUAGAGAGCACUAAGUUUUGACAACCUUCAUUGGUGUACCAGCUAUUUAAAUUGGUCCUUGCUCCUAUUGGAGAUCAUUUACUUUACAAUAAUUAUUACUGAUGAUUAUCAUUUUUUUUUUAAAUGAGUUUUCCAUUGUCUUCUCAGUGUGUAGCCUCAAACAGUGGUGUGGUUCUCAUUCCCCUUAAUGUAUCCUAAAUGGCUCCCUAUGUCCUACAUACUGUGGUGCACUACUUUAAACCAGUUCGCACAGAGCUGAGAGGUUUGCAUUUUUCUAAGAGUUUCAUUCUGAUUAACCACAAGAUGCUCUGACUACAAAUGGUGAAUGCUGUUAUAUAGGCUAGAGACCACAACACACAAGCUAACAGGGUGAAAUGCCUUUUUUUAAGAUGAAUGAGAACCAAGGAGCUUUUACUGAUCAUUUGAACUGAUAGCUGUACACAAGGACUUUCUAAGGAUACUUUGAUCCGUUUGUAGCGAUUGCAUACAACUACAUUGUCAAGGCUCGUUUUUUCCCCACCAUGUGAAGUACUUGCUGCCUUCAUCUGUUUACUAAGACACAUAGUUAAUUUGUUUAAUUCAAAUCUGAUGUCUGAGCAUUAAGAGGGCAUGAUCUUUAUAUACUAUGCAUCAGAGAACUCACAGUAAGAGCGACUGCUCUCCCAGACAGCCUGGUAUGACACUCAGAUCUACACCAAUUCAGUCAUUCACUGACUCUCUUGCUUCAAAGGUAAUGUUAAAAUCUUUUAUCACACUAACCCAGCGGACUAAAAUAAUUAAAAACAGGAGUUGGUGUAGAUUUGAUUACGCCAUUAAGAAGAUCAAUAGCUUUUUCUCAUAGAACCAAUCAAUGGCUGGGAAAGAAGCGAUGUCUAAUUGUGAGCGGCAUGACAGUGACAUCCUCUUUGAAUCAUGAGCUGGGUCGUGUUAGAUUGGCACAAAUGGAAGAAAACAAGGUGACAUGUAAAAGUACUCCCUUAGCCUUUAUUGGACAAGUCUGUUUUUUGAUUUCCGUUGCUACGGCGUGCCCUAAUGAGCACAACCAAGGUUAACCCUCUUCCCUUGGGAAUGGUCAAGUUUGAGGAUGCACAGAGUAAGACCAUGGCCUUAACUAUAUGGAGAAAUAUCUAAGUAUGAUAUUAAUGAACUAUGCAGAAGACUAAAGAAUGAUGUUAUUGAACUUCUGAUGAAUGACCACAGAUAAAAACAAAAUUAUUGUGAACUGGUUCCACAACAUGUUACCUAUUUGUCUUGUAAAAUAGGUUAUGUAUCAGGUCUCUUAUUUUGUUGCUAUUUGUGAGGGGGGGGGAAAACCCACCACAAAACUGUCAUAAAAAGACAUGAAAAAGAAAACAUUCCAAUGUCAA
Molecule: messenger RNA, 4098 nt
Organism: Oncorhynchus tshawytscha (Chinook salmon)
Lineage: Eukaryota; Metazoa; Chordata; Actinopteri; Salmoniformes; Salmonidae
Gene: tgfbr2l
Product: transforming growth factor beta receptor-like
Exons: 10
Coding region: 144-1928 (594 amino acids)
Biological process (GO): transforming growth factor beta receptor signaling pathway; heart development; cellular response to growth factor stimulus
Cellular component (GO): plasma membrane; signaling receptor complex
Molecular function (GO): transforming growth factor beta binding; type I transforming growth factor beta receptor binding; SMAD binding
Source: RefSeq, a predicted model, not a curated record